AUGAAGAUUCCAGCGAUACUCGCGACGUCCCUCCUGAUCUGGGGUGUAGUGGCCGCGGACGAACCGUCGUCGGAACACGACCAUCCGAUUCCGAUACCGAAGCACAAGCCAUUGCCACAACCGAAACCGUGGAAGCAACCGGUGAAAUGGGACGACAAGCACAUGGAGGUUAAAGCUAAGGCGGUAGCCAUCGCAGGAGCUAAAGUGGGCACCGGUAUAGCGGAAACGGCGGCCGCGUCCGGCGAGGACAUCGCCAGGAUCCUUGGGAUCGGGCAACAAGCGGCUGACGUCCAAGAGGCAGCCGCCGCUCAGUCGCAAGCUGCUGCUGACGCUGCGGUACGUGCCAGCCAGGUGACGAACGAGGCUACUAAUCUGGUGGUCGCAGCCGCUCAAGCAGUCGCAAGAGCAUCCACAAGCCGCCGCGCAGGCGGAAGCCACGCGGAGGCCGAGGCGAAAGCGAACGCAGCUGCGAAAGCGACCGCAGCCGCACUCAGCAUCGCGAACACAGCGGUGCAGGCUGAGUCAGAGGCGCUAGCGGCCGCACUGGAGGCUGCGAAACUGAGAGCGAUCGCUGAGGCAGCCGCGGCACGCGCAGCCGCAGUCAGCGCUAUAGCUCUAGCGGAGGAGAUAGCCUCGUCCCAGGUGGAGAACAACGCAGGCGUGGCUCAAGCCGCCGCGUCAGCGUCGGUCGAGACCCAAGCGGUCGCGGCAGCUGCUUCCGCUACCGCUGAGGCAGCGGCCGAAAGCCACGCGGGCAAAGGUGAGAUCAAAGUACCGAUCAUCAAACGGGAGAAGCUGGUUAUCAAAGAGAAGAAAUGGGUCCCGGUAAAGAAGGACGAGCACGGAUGGAAAUGAUUCGGAGGAUUCGAAGAGGUCAUGAAACAGGCGCGGAGAGACGAUUUCGGGGGUUCUGAGAAAAUAUUGUAGAGUAAAA
Dufourea novaeangliae is the source of this 934-nucleotide messenger RNA. It is a transcript of the gene Fibroin4, whose product is annotated as antifreeze protein Maxi-like. The record is from RefSeq and is a predicted model, not a curated record. The transcript is spliced from 2 exons. NCBI's taxonomy places the organism in Eukaryota, Metazoa, Arthropoda, Insecta, Hymenoptera, Halictidae. The coding region runs from base 1 to 855 and encodes 284 amino acids.